This is a messenger RNA of Durusdinium trenchii, 1141 nucleotides long. The record is from the annotation of a GenBank genome assembly. NCBI's taxonomy places the organism in Eukaryota, Dinophyceae, Suessiales, Symbiodiniaceae.
UUUGCUUCGACACAGAGAAUGGACCCCUCCAACCCCCCGGCCCUCCGUGUUUGACGCCAUGCGACGUGGCCCCCUGUUCUCCAGCGCUGGACCGUUGGAACGUUCCGCCUCUUGGGCACUGCCAGAGCCGUCGCUCUUUCAGCCUGGUGGUGGACCCACCAUAGCCCACACGAUCGAGGUGAGCAAGCGUCCGGAAGACCUUCGCUUGGUCUCGGCUGCAGCUGCUGGAGACCUAUCAGCAGUAGAGACGGCAUUGCAUCAUGCAGCUUUAGAAGCGCAUGUCCGAUUGCCAGGAUUUUUGAGAGCUACGACUGCACUACAUGCUGCUAGUUCCGCAGGCGCCGUGGACGUUGUGCGUCAUUUGCUUGAAGCUCGUGCUGCUGUAGCAGGUCGUCACGGCCAGUUGCGAGCUUUGACUCCACUACAUGACGCGGCGACUGAAGAGGUGGCGCUCGUUCUCCUAGCGGCUCGUGGGAACCCUUGGGCAAACGACCCAAGGGAACCCGAUCCAGCUUGGUAUCAUGAGCAAAGGAACCGCCAUGCUGUAGCAACACUUAUCCGACAGCGCCGUUCUGAUGCGUCCCCAGUGGCAGGAGACUCCUCUCCUUCCAUGGCAGCGUUGCCCAGGCUUCCUUCACUCCCACUUUCCUCAGCAGAGCUUCAAGCCAUACGCAGAUCGUUCUCAGUGAAAGGUUCGACGAUUUUGCAGCUCUUGCGGCGUUCUCCUGAUGAAGAUGCGGAAAGUGCUGAGUGCUCAAUUUGCAUGAUUGAAAUCACGGCUGAUGAUGAUAUCCUGUCUUUGCCCUGUGGAGGCUCCCAUGGGAAGUCAAGCACAUGUCGCCCGCAUGCGUUUCAUCAGCUUUGUUUGGAGAGAUGGCUGCUGACCAAAGCUGGCGCUUGUCCAAUUUGUCGACACAGCCUCCGGGGCAAGCGGAAGACGCAGAGUGCACCUGCAAGGCAUCGAGAAAUCCAGGAGCUUCCUACACUUCAGCCAUUGCAGCUCCAGCCAUUGCAGCCUUCGGUCAUUGCACCUCAAUUAAGUCGUGUGCCUGUGGCUAAGCCACGCACACGGAGUGCAUAUUCAAGACAUCCUUCGGGACUUCCUUUGCCUGAGAUCGAUGGCCGCUCUUUGCUGCGGUAA